Molecule: messenger RNA, 2326 nt
Organism: Apus apus (common swift)
Lineage: Eukaryota; Metazoa; Chordata; Aves; Apodiformes; Apodidae
Gene: C13H5orf15
Product: chromosome 13 C5orf15 homolog
Exons: 3
Coding region: 23-874 (283 amino acids)
Source: RefSeq, a predicted model, not a curated record
GUCCGUGGGGGUGCCCGGGAAGAUGGCGGCCGCCGGCGGGGGCCGCGCCUGGGCCGGCCGCGCUCUCUGCCUCCUGCUGCUCUGCGGAUGGGCCCUGGCCGCCCGCGGGGAGCACCGCUCCGGGGAGCAGCACCGCUCCGGCUCUGAGAUGCUUCCGAAAAAUAUUUCCUCUACAAGUGAGAAUGAAACACUAAACACAUCAGAAAAUUUGACAGACAGCUUGCAGAGUAUCACCCCCAUGGAAAAGGAGGCAAGUCCAAGGGAAGAGCCACUGCCAACAACAGCUAGAAUCAAAUUGAUGACCACAGCGAAAGGUGAUUCUCCACCAGGUGUUCCCUCUCAUGCAGUGACUGCUAGUCCUGUUUCUCAAAUGGAUGUUGAUGCUUCUGAAGAUACUAAAAUCGAGGAAGAAGAUCUUCUAACAGAUUUGAAGGACACUCUGAAUAGUUCACCAUCCAUCAUAAAAGAAACUAUGGAGUCAGAUGGAGGAGAUGACUAUGGUGGUUAUGAAAUGACAUCAAAUUCCAGAUACAAUCCCGACCUUCUAGGCAUGUCAGAAGAUGAUGGUUCUGACACCAUUAGUAAUUACAAUGAGGAGAUCAAGACCCUUGAUGAGAAGAUAAAAGAUGUUUCUGUCACAGGGUUGGAAGAAGAAGAAGAAGACAGCCAUUUCUUUUUUCAUCUGGUGAUAGUUGCCUUCUUAGUAGCUGUUGUUUAUGUCACCUACCACAACAAGAGGAAGAUCUUCUUACUGGUCCAGAGCCGAAGAUGGAGGGAUGGCCUGUGCUCUAGGACAGUGGAAUACCAUCGUUUAGAUCAAAAUGUGAAUGAAGCAAUGCCUUCCCUGAAAAUAACCAACGACUACGUGUUUUGAGAGCACUGUGAUCUGAGUUUGCUGAACUUAGCACUCUUUGCCUGCCUAGUCAUGUGAUGAUAUUCAGGUAUUCUACAGAUGCUGCUUGUGCCGAAAUGAGAUGUUCUCUCUUUGACCUGGAUGUUUCUGAGAUUCAGUCUCAUGCAAGAUCAAGGGCAUGAUACAUCUGUUUGCUACUUUGGUCAGGUUUUAUAUCAACUAUAAAGAUACAGAGUAUAAUAAUUAGUGCUCUUUCCAUUCAUUAAGCAUCAUCCCUCCUGUCUGGAGCAGUCUUAAUAGCAGUAAUACAAAAAAUAAGCAUAAAAUAUUUUAGGUGUAAUAAAAUAAUGACUUCGGCAUCACUAAAUCAAAUUAACAAUCUCUUUGCUAAUCACUUAUAUGGCUCAUAAAUCUCACUAUAUUGCAACCUGAAAAUAGAAAUACACUUUUCUGUGCUUAAAUCCUGAUGCUGCAAAUCUUUCAGCUUGUUUUUUUUUUCCUUUCUGUUUCCUUGUUCCCUAACUCGGUCCUGUUCUAGGCAAAAUAGCUAGCAUGGCAAGUUCAUAGUUUCAGGAUGUGUUCAUGCCAUAAAUAAUUUAAAAGUAAUUGGGUAGAAACUUUUUUAUAUCAGAAGUUGCCUACCAUAUAUUUAUUUAAAAUGUUCAAGACCUUUGUGAAGGUGUGCCCCUUCUUGGCUGUUCAGUUCUUUUCUCUGAUGGUGUUUAUUUCAUUAUCUUUGUAAUUAAUGAAUGGAAAAGAAGCCUUGCUGAAUAAUCUUAGUAAAAUAUAGAUAGUUGUCAGAAUUUCAAUACAUUGAAGCUUUCUGUUUUUAAAACAGUUGACAAACAGUUAUGUGGGUUGCUCUGUUAUAGAUGGGAGAGGCCUGAGAACAUAAGAAUAAUUUAUUCUGUUGUUACUCCGACCCAGGUAACAGGCAGAUGGGAAAAAUGGUGUGUGGGGCUGCCAGUCUGUGGGCAGCUCCCUCUGAUUUUUGACAAACAUUUAUGCAUUAGUGUAAAUCAAGUUACUGGUACAGUAGUUUUUUUUGUUUGUUUGUUUUUUUACCUUUUGUACUUUCAUUAUUUAUGUUUUCUUGAGUUGUAAAAUAUAAAAAUCUUAGUUUUCUGUACGUUCUCUUUGUGAUUUUGUUUUCAAACUGAUAAAUAUGUAAAUAACAGUGGAUCCGAACCCCGUAAUUAACAACUUGGCAUUCAAGUACUUAUGUAACAUUUUGAAAAAAUCAACUUUCCAACUGUUGGCAUGAGGAGUCCAAAGGCAUGAUAGUAUCUUACAAAUGAAGUGCUAAAAGUUCUAAAUCCUACUGUUAAAUGCAUUCUUUUCAUAACCCCAAGAAGUAAAGCACAAACAAACUCUCCCCAAACUCUUUUCUUGCAGUAAUUUUUAUUGUAUUUGGACUUGUAUCACUUAAUAUUUUGAAUAAGGUUUUUAAAAUAAAUGACAAUUAUAAGCUUG